Messenger RNA from Prunus avium (sweet cherry), 896 nucleotides. The record is from RefSeq and is a predicted model, not a curated record. NCBI's taxonomy places the organism in Eukaryota, Viridiplantae, Streptophyta, Magnoliopsida, Rosales, Rosaceae.
UGUUCUAUAUCUAGGGUUUCCGUAACCCUCAAUUAUACUUCAAUUCCCUUCUUCGCUCUCUAGGGUUUGCUCCUUUGCUUUCAAACAUCAUGUCAGACCUCAAUACAUUUGAGGUGACGGAGGAUUCUGUAGAAGAUGCUUUUGAUAAGAUUAUAAAACUUAUUUGGGAGAAUGAUUAUGAGCUGUCUAAAGAGAAGCCUAAGACAGUUAUGGGUUCGUGAGGGCCCAGAGCAAACUAAUUUUCUGAAUUUCGUGGAUGUGUGCAAGACAUCACGUCAUGGCUUUCUUGCUGGCUGAACUGGGGGCAAGCGGAUCACUUCAUAAGCAACGGAGGUUAUAUGUGGAUGGAAGAUUUCCUGCAGAGGACUUUGAGGAAAUACUGCGGCGAUAUGCCACUGAAUAUGUCAUUUGCAUUGGGUGCAAAAGUCCAGACACUACACUUUCAGAGGAUAAUUGUCUGUUCUUUCUCCGAUGCGAGAAGUGUGGUGCCGUGCAAUCAGUUUGCUCCUGUCCAGCAAAGGAGCCCGAGCAUCAACAUGGCAGACCUCAGUCUGAAUGAGGGGAAGGACAAGGUGGUCGCCGAUAUUUCCCCCUUCGAUCCUACUGAAAAGAAGAAAAAGAAGAAACAGAAGAAACAGAAGAAACAAGAGCGCGUCGGUGAGGAUGGACCACGACUUGUACUAAAGAUCACUAAUAACUAUCCUUGGCAGCGAAGCAUGCAAGGUUACGCGCUCCAGAUGCUCUAAGAAAAAUUAAUGAUGGCAUUUAAAAUGACCAAAAUUAAUGUUCGAGAAUUUGUGCAAUUCCUUUAAAUUGUACUCCACUGAGUAGGAGAUGAAGCUUUAGACUUUUGUACCUUGUACACGAUUUAAAUAACAAACUUAAAAAUUAUUUUA